GAGCGUUGCUCUUCUAUUUCAAGAGCGAAAAGGCGGCAGCUGAGGUUGUAAACAAAUACACGGCAACGGAAGGACACAGCAACAAGAAGACACAGAAACAGCAUGAUGCGGGCUCGGUUACGUGUAAAGUUCCUUGACGAUGCCAACGUGGAGAAAGUCAGAGAUAAGGAGGAAGGAGUUGUAGUUAGAGUUGUAGCACCACUGUCCCAGCGUAACUGUGGAAGGACACAGAACUCAUGCAAUGGCUUCAGUCAUGAUGGUGCAGAAUUACCUACGGUGCAAGAGACGGAUGAAUACAACCAGGAGGUUUUCUUUAAGCCAACAGAAUUGUUGGGGAAUGAAGAAAAUCACAUUAGAACAGCCACUGUGUUUGGAUUUCACACUCCAAAGAAAAGACUGAGCAUGUUGGAGAAAGCUGAGUCUGCUACCAAGACAGGCAACUCUCCAGGGACACCUCACACCCCUCACUCAACCCACAGAAGUCUUCCGGGUACGCCAAGGACACCCAAGACACCAAAUUCUGCCAGAAAAAGCGCUUUGAGAACCCCCAAAAGUGCAAGAAGACUGUCUGUGGCACCAGAUGCUCAAACUCCUUACACCUUCAGGAAAAGAGUAAAGAAUCGUAUUACACAGAUGGUGUGUGAGGAAACUGGGCUGUCUUCUGAUGAGGAUUCGGAUUACAAAAUCACUUCCAGUGAAAGUGAAUCUGAUGUAGAUGACAGUGAAACUGAAGAUAUCGAGUUUGGAGACAUUUCUGUUCAAACUCCUGGCAAAACUCCAAAGAGGUUGCCACACCUAGCACUCAGGGCCAAACCUGGCACUCCUAAGACCCCGUCCAGGACACCAAGAAGAGCAACCAAAAUAAAGGAUGUUAAUGUGGUUAUGAAUUCAGAGGAUUACUUCAUUGCUAAUGGAAAUUCAAAGAAGAUAACCACAUCAGACCACACACUGAGUCACCUCAAGACCUCAGGUUUGUCAGCAGACACCUUACAGGCUGCACUGGCAGAACUGGCUCCUGCUCAUCCUGAGGAAAGACAGGCACUGGUACAAGAACAUGUUGCCUCCUUCCCACGAUGGAUGACUUUCUUAUGUGAGGGUUUCAGCCUGUUUCUGUAUGGCCUUGGAAGUAAGAAGCAGCUUGUAUCCAUGUUUCAAGAGGAAUACUUAACUGAUUAUGACCACAUAGUAGUGAAUGGAUUCUUCCCAUCACUUUCUCUAAAAAGUAUUUUGAAUAGCAUCACAGAAGACAUUCUGGGUAACUGUAGUGGCUUUCGUGGUGUCCCAGAGCAAUUAGAGUACAUCAAGUGUGUAUAUUCAAGAGCUACAGCUGAUCCACUUUUUAUUAUUGUCCACAACUUGGAUGGUCCAAUGCUUCGUGCAGCCAAGACUCAAUCUGUGCUGGCAAACCUGGCUGCCCUCACAAGCAUUCACCUUGUGGCUUCAUUUGACAACAUUAAUGCUCCGCUAAUGUUAGACAGUAUAAAGAUGAGACAUUACAAUGCGUUAUGGAUUGAUGCCACCACUCUGGACCACUACUCAGAAGAGACCUCAUUUGAAAAUUCAUUGCUUCUACAACAGUCUGCAUCACUGACUCUAUCAUCUCUUAUUCAUGUCUUCAAAUCUUUAACUCCAAAUGGCAAAGGAAUAUUUCUACUGUUGGCCAAGUAUCAAAUUGACCAGAAAGAUAAUUCUUCAUAUAUGGGUAUGUCCUUUGUGGAUUUGAGGCAGCGCUGUUGGGAGAAGUUCCUGGUCAAUUCAGACUUAAGUCUACGUGCUCAACUGACUGAAUUCAAGGAUCACAAACUUAUCCGCUUUAAGAAAGGGACAGAUGGUGCUGAAACAAUUAUAAUUCCUCUCGAUGAAAUAAAGUUGAAGGAUUUUAUUGAACAACAAGAACUCAGUGAAGUGUAAUGGCUCAAAAUAAUUGGAGAUGAAUCUAAAGCCAAUGAUGCUUUCAUAAAUGUAGACUAAAUGGAUAUCAGAGAAGCAGACAUUGUGGAUUUCACUGAUCUACCUGAACCCUUGUCAUCUUCAGUAAACCAAAUGUGUAAUUUGUAUAAAUUUAAGUACUUAAUUUGUACAAUUGAACAUCGAAGUUGGAGCUAUGUAAAACAAGUAUACCACCAAUUAAUGGGAACUGAUGAUGUAAUACUUUAGUCUGGAGAUAAUACAAGAGAGAACUUGAAAACUUCUUAACUGCCUAACUAAUCUAUUGUUUUUAUGUAAUGAUUCACAGAAAUGCAUUGUGUAUGUGCAUGUUAGGAUAGCAGCCAAGAUAUGAGAAAAAAUGUUGAUAUGAUGGAGAUGGAAAUACCAAGCACCACAAGAGUAAAUGUACCAAUGGCUAGAUUAUAGCAGGUGCUUCUGCUUUAAUUAUUGGUGAGAAGUUAGUUAAUUAAUUAUCAUGUGAUCUUGGUUAGCCUGGCUUAAUUAAUGAACCAGGACAGUUGUAGAGCCAUAGAGUUGGUGAGCAUGUAAUGGUCUUUUAUAACUAUUUGAAAUAACUUUUUUCAGUUCAUCUCGUAUUAUGUUUAUCAUUAAUAAAUAUUUGUAUUUUGUUA
Messenger RNA from Portunus trituberculatus (swimming crab), 2561 nucleotides. RefSeq names its product origin recognition complex subunit 2-like (gene Orc2). Gene Ontology annotation, biological process: DNA replication. Gene Ontology annotation, molecular function: DNA replication origin binding. Gene Ontology annotation, cellular component: nucleus; nuclear origin of replication recognition complex. The coding region runs from base 103 to 1911 and encodes 602 amino acids. The transcript has 11 exons. The record is from RefSeq and is a predicted model, not a curated record. Lineage: Eukaryota; Metazoa; Arthropoda; Malacostraca; Decapoda; Portunidae.